AUGUCGGCAGCACUCUCAUUCCACCCGCUGUACCAGGGCGCCCAGUCUCGAUUGGAGCCUCGCUUCUGCUUCAGGGGAGCUGUAGCUUCAAGAAGAGCCCCACUUUAUCGCAAACGGGUGGACAUUGCCGCCGCCGCCAUCGCAGCUCCCGCGAGCAACGUGGAGGAUGUUGGACUCAAAGAUGCCCCGCUUCGCUCCUUGUAUCCCGAGGAGCCCUCCCGUCCCGAGCCUGGCGCCCCCCGCCUCAAGGUGGCCAUCGUGGGGGGGGGCCUGGCCGGGUUGUCCACGGCGGUGGAGCUCCUCGAUCAGGGGUACGAGGUGGACAUCUACGAGUCGCGGCCCUGGAUCGGGGGAAAGGUGGCCAGCUUCAAGGACAAGGAGGGGAACCACAUCGAGAUGGGACUCCAUGUCUUCUUUGGCUGCUACCAUAACCUUUUCCGCCUGAUGGCCAAGUGCGGGGUGCUGGAGAACCUGCUGGUCAAGGAGCACACCCACAAGUUUGUCAACGCGGGUGGUGACGUGCGGAAUCUGGACUUCCGCUUCAACGUCGGGUCGGCCAAGAUUGGCGCACCCUUCCACGGGCUCAAGGCCUUCUUCACCACGCCGCAGCUGUCCACGGUGGACAAGCUGUCCAACUCCCUGGCCCUGGGCACCUCGCCCAUAGUGCGCGCGCUGUUUGACCCCGAGGGCGGCAUGCAGUCGGUGCGCCGCCUGGACGGCAUCUCCUUCGCCGACUGGUUCAGGAGCCACGGCGGUAGCCAGGGAUCUAUAGACCGAAUGUGGGACCCCAUUGCAUACGCGCUGGGUUUCCUGGACUGCGAGGACAUCUCGGCGCGGUGCAUGCUCACCAUCUUCCAGUUCUUCGCCACCAAGACAGAUGCCUCCGUGCUGCGCAUGCUCAACGGCUCGCCUGCGGACCGCCUGCUGCGCCCCAUCACAGACUACAUCACCGCCAAGGGGGGACGGCUGCACACGCGGUGGGGGUGCCGCGAGGUCCUGUACGAGACUGACGCCGAGGGGGCGCCCACCAGGGUCAAGGGCCUGCGCAUGUCCAAGGCCGACAGCGAGAAGACGGUGACGGCGGAUGUCUAUGUUGCGGCGCUGGACGUGCCGGGGGCAAAGCGGCUCAUCCCCCAGGCCUGGCGGCGGGACCCCUUCUUCGACAACAUUUUUCAGCUGGAAGGCGUUGCGGUCAUCACGGUGCAGCUGCGCUACGACGGCUGGGUCACCGAGCUGAGGGAGGCCAGCAACAAGGGCGAGGAGCCCGCUGGGCUGAACAACCUGCUGUACAGCGCCGACGCGGACUUCAGCUGCUUUGCUGACCUGGCGCUGACGUCCCCCGUGGACUACUUUAAAGAGGGGCAGGGAUCGCUGAUGCAGUGCGUGCUGACCCCGGCAGCCAAGUACAUGCCGAUGGAGAAUGCGGAGAUCGCAGCUGCCGUCGACGCGCAGGUGAAGAAACUGUUCCCAUCGGCAGCUUCCCUGCAGCUCCAAUGGCAUUCCAUUGUGAAGAUCGGCCAGAGUCUAUACCGGGAAGCGCCCGGCAUGGAUGUUUUCCGCCCCGACCAGAAAACCCCCAUCCCAAAUUUUUACUUGGCGGGGAGCUACACCAAGCAGGACUACAUCGACUCCAUGGAGGGCGCAACCCUGAGCGGGCGUCAGUGUGCCUACAAGAUCCUGGGGAACGCACCGGAGCUGCUGGAGGCCCGCCCCCAGCAGGCCCCAACUCAGGAGGCACAGCCAGAAGCUGUUGGCGUCUAA
Messenger RNA from Auxenochlorella protothecoides, 1761 nucleotides. Its product is annotated as Zeta-carotene desaturase, chloroplastic/chromoplastic. Gene Ontology annotation, biological process: carotenoid biosynthetic process. Gene Ontology annotation, molecular function: 9,9'-di-cis-zeta-carotene desaturase activity. The transcript has 10 exons. Lineage: Eukaryota; Viridiplantae; Chlorophyta; Trebouxiophyceae; Chlorellales; Chlorellaceae. The coding region runs from base 1 to 1761 and encodes 586 amino acids. The record is from RefSeq and is a predicted model, not a curated record.